AUGAUAAUGAUGCGUACAGUGUUGUGUGUUAUGCUUCUUGCAUUGUAUUGCACUUGCAGUUUCGUGUUGGCUACUACUGAGCCUCAAGGUGGAGUUAGCGAAGCUCAACCUGAAGGUGGUGGCCCUGUUGCUACUGAAGCAGCUACUCGUGGAGGUACUGGCCAGAGUGGGGGAAGUGAUGGAAAAGGCGGCAGUGUUGGUGCGAAACCGGGAGCUGGUGUUGGAGGGAGUGGCCACGCUGGUACUUCUAAAGGUGACGAAGGUGCGGAAAAUAAAGAUAAACAAGGUCAAGGUGAUGCCCAGGACCCUUUACAAAACCAGCUACCAGGAAAAAGUCCUCCGUCUGAUCGUCUACCUGCCACUGUAUCGCAACCUGUUUCACGAGAUGAGGACAUUCAUGUUACUUCUUCAUCAGACAAUCAGAAUGGACAAACUGUAGGUGGAGGUAAAGCAGCGUCGCAGGUCAACGAACAAGUGUCCACGAGAACGGAAUCAGGAAAUAAUGGUGGAUCCAAUUCUGGAAGUGAACAGAAUACUGUUGGUUCUCGCAAUGCAGUGGAACCCAAUGCAAAUAGUGAAGAACAGAAGUCUGAAAAUACACCAAGUUCCACCAACGAGAAUGUUACGCAACGUAAUAACGAUGCAGGCAACAGUAAUGCUGUACAGUCUCAAGGAAGCACAGACAAAGAAUCUGAACCUGGGAAUGUCACUACACCCAAUACUAAUGAAGAAUCAACCUCAACAACAACAACAACAACAACACUUCCUCCUGAACUCACAAACAACAAGAAGGGUGAUGCAGACAGCAGCAGCAGUAUCAUCAGUUCUGUGUGGGUGCGUGUACCACUACUGAUUGUGGUUACACUGGCCUGUAUUCUUGUGUACUGA
Molecule: messenger RNA, 888 nt
Organism: Trypanosoma theileri
Lineage: Eukaryota; Euglenozoa; Kinetoplastea; Trypanosomatida; Trypanosomatidae
Exons: 1
Coding region: 1-888 (295 amino acids)
Source: RefSeq, a predicted model, not a curated record